Molecule: messenger RNA, 2082 nt
Organism: Chaetomium fimeti
Lineage: Eukaryota; Fungi; Ascomycota; Sordariomycetes; Sordariales; Chaetomiaceae
Exons: 1
Coding region: 51-1892 (613 amino acids)
Source: RefSeq, a predicted model, not a curated record
UUUUAACCUAACCAUAUGCCGACAGGACCGCAGCCCACCAACACCGAUGAAUGAUGAUGACAGCAGAUGGCCAUCAUCUUCCUGGCAUUUUGCGCCUCAAUCCCGGAAUCCGACAUCGCAUCUACCUUGACGUCGGUCUCGGCCAAACGCCAUGUCAUGAAUGGACCUACCCCGAAGUUUACGAGUUGGGUGGCCCAUUAAUAUCCGACGUGGUGGAACCGAGGACUGAGCACGAACCUGGACCUGCAGCCUUCCAUGGUCUACUGCUGUCCUGUCGGACCAUAUAUCUCGAAGCAUCCGCGCUCUUGUACUCGGAAAACUGGUUCAUCAUCCGCUACCAACCUCUGCGGACUCUCAGUUCCCUCCGCGCCCUCAGCCCUCACGCGUUGGCAUCUCUGACCAAUCUCAAAAUCGUACUCAACCAAUCCUCUUGCCAUGCACCAAAGCCGGUAGAAUGGGGGUUGGGCGCCUGCUGUGGACGCGUGUGGGUGUCCGACUCGGAACAAUGCAAGUCGAACGAGGCCGGCCCUAAACUUUUUCACGACUGCUUUCCAAACGGCGCGUAUGGUCAUGACGCUUCGCUCGUCGGAUCCAGCCCUCUGACCGAGGAAGUGCUCGCAGAGUGGCAGACGACCGCUUCCUAUUUAUCACCGCAUAUCAUACCUGGAAAACUUGAACUAUCCUUGGUCUGCGACGUUCGACACGGGGAGGUCGAGAUAGGGAGACGUGUGUUAGAUGGCCUUCAUAUGCUCCCGCGACUGAAAGAUUGCCACAUCCGACUAUGCGAAACCCGAGAUACCCAACUCCAACAUAUCACUCAGGGGGCUGUUUCACGGGCUCGCGGUAUUAUAUCCUCCGAACCUCCGACGUCGCCAGGCAGCCCCGAACCUUCGAAUCCUCAUUCUCUUCUCCACCUACCGCCUGAGGUACGGCUCCGGAUUCUCGAGUACACCGACCUUGUCACUCCUAGCAAAGAGGUCAUGUGGCACCGAAACGUCCCCGGCAGCGGCUAUUACGCAGACAGAGCCCCUUGCUAUGAUGCCGACAGGCCUGGGUUUUGUUUGCCAGAGUGCGGCGGUGCGUGCCAGUUCAGCCAGUGCUGGCAGACACCGUGGCCCCAACCAUCUAUCGGCUGUUUCUGCCGCUCUGUCCAUAGUGCUUUUUCAUCCAGAUGUAACUGCUGGGCGCCCCCAACCCCCUUGUUCCUCGUCUGCCGGACUGUUUAUACAGAAGCCGAACUGGUCUUCUAUAGCCAAAACCGCUUCAUCGUCGUCGACAGCCCGUCCAGACACCCUUGGGAACGGUGGGCACCGGGCGACUACCCAUUCGAGUCUUUUGCCGCCACCCAAUUCCUGAGGCACGUUAUCCCUCAACACUGUCUUGGGUACCUCCGCUUUCUCGAGCUCACAUUUUCCCAAUUUACCUACCCGGCCCGGCCAAGGGACGAGCACCCCGCGCUCCGGUAUUGGGAUGAAACCGUCGAGUGGCUCAAGGACAAGCUUAACCUACCCGUUCUGACCCUGCGUCUAAUCGUGGUGGGCAACCGCGACCCCGACCGAGGUCCGAGAAGUACCUAUGAAAUGACGCGAGAGCAGGGAAAGGAGGUCUUGGCUACGUAUAACCGUAUCCUACGUCCCCUGCAGCUCUUGGGUACUGCGCCUGGUGGCGGCCUGGCGGCGUUCUAUGCUGUACUGCCGUGGCCGUUGAAAUGGUCGCGUUGGGCGAGGGUCACGGCUGGUGAAGAAAGGCUCUCAGAGUGGCUGGAUUCCAAAGACGAAGAGAUCAAGAGGCGCGCCGAGAAGUUCGUCCUCGGGGACCGGUACGAGUCUGUCUCGCUCUCCGCCGUGGAACCGGAGAUGAGCGUCUGGUCGUGGGGCCAACUAAGUUACUAGUUGCGGUAGGGUCGGUCGCACAUGGGCAUGGGCAUGGGCAUGGACAUGGCGGUAGUUAAUGUGGUAGAUUUGGCUAGGAUGAACCGGGGAGGAGGAGCAAAGAGUCAAAAACAUACAACACCGGGGAUUCGCUGGUGGUCACCGACCCAACUACUGAUCCGGCCCUACUCAUGUUUGUCUAUGGUCAAGG